GCUUGUCCUCACUUCUCCUUGCAGAAAGUGAGUGAGAAGGUUGGAGGAGCUGAAGGAACCAAGCUAGAUGAUGACUUCAAAGAGAUGGAACGGAAAGUGGAUGUCACCAGCAGGGCCGUGAUUGAAAUAAUGACGAAAACGAUCGAGUACCUCCAGCCCAAUCCAGCAUCCAGGGCUAAGCUCAGCAUGAUCAACACCAUGUCAAAGAUCCGCGGCCAGGAGAAGGGGCCGGGCUACCCGCAGGCGGAGGCGCUGCUGGCGGAAGCCAUGCUCAAGUUCGGCAGGGAGCUCGGAGAGGAGUGCAAUUUCGGUCCAGCGCUUGGCGAGGUGGGGGAGGCCAUGCGGGAGCUUUCCGAGGUGAAGGACUCACUGGACAUGGAAGUGAAGCAGAACUUCAUCGACCCGCUCCAGAAUCUUCAUGACAAAGACCUGAGAGAAAUUCAGCACCACCUGAAGAAGCUGGAAGGUCGGCGCCUGGACUUUGAUUACAAGAAGAAGCGACAAGGCAAAAUUCCAGACGAAGAGCUCCGUCAAGCUCUGGAGAAAUUUGAUGAGUCUAAAGAAAUCGCCGAGUCGAGCAUGUUUAAUCUCCUGGAGAUGGAUAUUGAACAGGUGAGCCAGCUCUCCGCACUCGUGCAGGCCCAGCUGGAGUACCACAAGCAGGCAGUGCAGAUCCUGCAGCAGGUCACUGUCCGGCUGGAGGAAAGGAUAAGACAGGCCUCCUCUCAGCCUAGAAGGGAGUAUCAGCCGAAACCACGCAUGAGCCUGGAGUUCCCCACUGGAGAUGGCACUCAGCCCAACGGGGGUCUCUCCCACACUGGCACACCCAGACCUGCAGGUGCCCCCAUGGAUCAGCCCUGCUGCCGAGCGCUGUACGACUUUGAACCCGAAAAUGAAGGGGAGUUGGGCUUUAAGGAGGGUGACGUCAUCACACUCACUAACCAGAUUGAUGAGAACUGGUACGAGGGGAUGCUGCACGGCCAGUCAGGCUUCUUCCCCAUCAAUUACGUGGAGAUUCUGGUUGCCCUCCCCCAUUAGGCUGGCACGCUGGCCAGCUCACCUCCGUCUGGCCCAGGUAGCUAAGUUUACCCACUGCUUUGGCAAUGCUGCUCACAACACCCUCGGGUGCAGGCCGCAGUGGACCAAGUCAUCCGCCCCACCCUUGUCUAGGGUUGACUUGUGCGUGCCCACUGGGGUCAUGGUGAUGGCCGGUAUCUUCUGAGCCUGGUGGGCAUGGCAUGUGCUUUUAAACACCCUCGGAGACUACCAGUGGUCACAGAGCUGCCGCUUCCACAGUUCUCGGCAGGCCGCGGGCUUAGGGUAUGGCCAUGAGCCAUGUCACAGCAAGACCAUCCCACUGAAGAUAUUGCCUGUCACCCCGAGGCCGUACCAAGCCCUCAGGUUCUCCAUCCACAGAAGAGGAAGUUCUUGCUUUCACAUUGUCCCUUCCCAAACGUGAGUCAGAAUUGUCAAACAAAUCCUCCCUCACCAGCAGAUUUCCUCUGGUCUAAGUGAGUGAGUGUCCCGAUGCCAGCAGUAGAGAAGUUUUCCGUGUGGAUUGAAAUCAUUCUUGCAACCCUUUCUUCACCCCAUGUAUGCCUGCUUCUGAGGUGCAGCCAGUUUUAUUCCCUCCGUGCUAUUAAAGCUAGAGUGAGAUUCUCGUUUAUUUCUAAAUAAGACAGCAGUCUGCAUAUUAUGGGAUAGGCUGGAGAGAAGACAUUUGCCAUGCUGUGGACUGGGGAAGAGUCGUUUCCAAGUUUACAUGUCUCGCUGUCCAGAAGCCGUGUACAUAUGUAGGCAUUUCUGAAGGAUAAAGGAAGGGAAACAACCAUGAAAUAAGUUUUAUUUAUGAAGUAUGUUUUAUGAAUCUGUUUGGCACAAAGAAAGAAGGAGAAAACUCUAGUAACCUCUUUCCCCUGACUUCACAGAUCAAGAGACAGUAAACACCUUUCACUUCGACCUCGUGUUCCUUGAGCAUCAUUUUGUGCAUAUUCUGCCCUCAAUGAGGACCAAAUAAAGAUGGGUUUUGAGCUUAGCAGAUUAAGGGGUGUGGCUGCUGAUGCCUUCCCAGUUCAGUUGGCACUUUCUUAUCUGUUCUUUCUCUCCCUCCUUCAUUUUGUGUGUACAGUGCUGUGUGUAAGCUGCUCCGUGUUGGGUUUUUCCUAUGUCCUGAAAGUCCUGUUAGGGAUCCAGAGUUCUAUUUAUCUAGCUGUACAGACUCUUCGAGAGGUUUAAUGUGCUGCUUCCAGUGUGCCACCUGCCGUAGUGGGUCAUGUGGAGUAAAAGGCGAUCUUACUGCUUAAUGUAUAAACUCACCAUGGGAAGCAUCGCUGUUUCCAAUAAAUACU
Messenger RNA from Octodon degus (degu), 2348 nucleotides. RefSeq names its product SH3 domain containing GRB2 like 2, endophilin A1 (gene Sh3gl2). Gene Ontology annotation, molecular function: protein binding. Lineage: Eukaryota; Metazoa; Chordata; Mammalia; Rodentia; Octodontidae. The record is from RefSeq and is a predicted model, not a curated record. Gene Ontology annotation, cellular component: cytoplasm; glutamatergic synapse; presynapse. Gene Ontology annotation, biological process: synaptic vesicle uncoating. Bases 85 to 1038 code for a protein of 317 amino acids. The transcript is spliced from 9 exons.